Hydractinia symbiolongicarpus is the source of this 1332-nucleotide messenger RNA. RefSeq lists its product as uncharacterized. The transcript has 2 exons. The coding region runs from base 57 to 1208 and encodes 383 amino acids. Lineage: Eukaryota; Metazoa; Cnidaria; Hydrozoa; Anthoathecata; Hydractiniidae. Gene Ontology annotation, molecular function: DNA-binding transcription factor activity. The record is from RefSeq and is a predicted model, not a curated record. Gene Ontology annotation, biological process: regulation of DNA-templated transcription.
GUCGGGGCAGAGGUAUGUGAAGAAUAAAGACUUUUUAACAAUGUUUAGUACCGAAGAUGAAUCAAAUUUAUUUACUAAUAUUUCAAUUCAAAGUUAUACUGGUCUUUUGGACCAAGAAUCCAAGUAUUGUCUUUGACCAGCGUGCUUCAAACGUCUGGGGACGUGAAAGAUUGUUAUCUGGAAGUUUAACAUCAGAAGAAGAAAUAUUAAUUGACCCAUUCGAAAUAUCAAAAUUCACAUCUAGUAGCCAUAGCGAUUGGGAAACCAUUAAUGACCAAGAUUGGGUAACACCUUCUGUGACUUCAACUUCCGCAUUAAGUUCUAGGCUUAUUAAAGACUGCCACUUCCCAAUGUCGACCCCAGACAGACCAAGAAAACCUUCGAUUUCUGAUAUUAUUGAUGUUUUAAAUUUAAAAGAAAAGGAGAGCAACAAGAAUGAAGAAUAUGAUUCUGGUUAUCCAGAAUCGUCUUCCAGUGCAAGUAGCCUUAUAAAUGGUACAAAUUCAUCAUCUUCAGAUGAACAAUCUCCAUUGCAGUUAGAUGGUAUAUCCCAUAUACAUAACAAUGAGCAAUAUUUUUUUUCAAAUUCAACCAACCAAGAUAUUUUAAAAAGUCAUUUUGAUGAUGACAUUCAUAGUGCAGUUAAGUUAGAAGAAAUGUUAAAAUGCCACAAACCAGAAAGCAAUGCUUUUAUGGAUAAACAAAAGAAUCAUACUGUGAAAAGUGAGGUUGUAUCAAACCUUUUAAAUUCUGCAGAUGACGCUGUCAUUAUGAUCAUGGAUAAAAACAAACAUAUUCGUUACUUAAGCACUUCUCGACAAAAACUUGAAAAUUACUUGGCUACAGAAUCAAGAAGUGAUUCAUCGAGUAAUAAAACUGGUACUGGUGUACCGAAACAUAUAAGUAAAUUUAAUGAGAAAAAACAACGUGGAAGAAAACGCAUUUAUGCACCAGACAAAGAUGAGGACAUUCGAGACGAUAUGAAGCGAGAGAGAAAUAACGAAGCAUGUAGAAAAUUUCGAAAAUUUCGCAAACACAAACAAAAGGAACUAUUUCAAGAGGAGUCUCUACUGCUUCAAACGAACCUGAAUCUCAAAGAACAAAUUGCAGCUUUGAACAGACAAGUGGAGUAUAUGAAAAACAAACUUGGUAUAGUAAAUACUGAAUCCUGCCUUGCGGGCAGUCCUCUACAAAAAAGCAGUCCUUAAAAAUGUAAAUAUUCUAUAUAAUGUUCUUACUGUUUCAAGUGAUGGUGUGUGUGGAAGUCAUUUUUUCAUAUAUAUUGUAUUGUGUUGUAUGUCGAAGUAUAUCAAAUAUAAAAUGUAUUUUAAA